AUGCUGAUGCCAGGGGGACCGCUGCAGUUGCUGCCUUUGCUGGUGCUGUUAGCCUGCCAUGGAACUGCAACGGCACCGGCAGCCUUCCCAAACCGAAGGGAGCUCAGGGCUGCGGUGAUUGGUUGGAGAUCGGAAGCAAGGAGAAGCAGGUUGAUCUCUACAUAUGGGAGCAUUGAGGUCUGGGACGUGUCAGGAGUGACCAGCAUGCGAGAGCUGUUCUCAGGACUCUCCUGGUUCAAUGAAAGCAUUGGAGCGUGGGACACCUCUGCAGUCACCGACAUGCGGGGCAUGUUCUCUCGAGCCAGUGCCUUCAAUCAACCGAUUGGCUCAUGGAACACCUCUGCCGUGACCAGCAUGAGGUCCAUGUUUGAGGAUGCCAAAGCCUUUAACCAGCCGAUUGGUUCAUGGAACACCUCGGCAGUAACCGAUAUGCGGAGGAUGUUCGCCUAUGCUCAGGCCUUCAACCAGCCCAUCGGUACCUGGAACACAGCUGCAGUGACCACAAUGGCACUCAUGUUUCGUAGUGCCGAGGCCUUUGACCAUCCGAUCGGUUCAUGGAAUACUCGUGCAGUGACGGACAUGUCAUACAUGUUCUUAAGCGCCUAUGCCUUCAACCAGCCGAUCGGUUUCUGGAACACUUCUGCAGUCACCAACAUGAGGUUCAUGUUCGACAAAGCAAGCAACUUCGACCAACCGAUUGGUUCGUGGAACACUUCCUCAGUGUCUGACAUGGCAUACAUGUUCUCUGGUGCCCAUGCCUUUAACCAGCCACUUGGUUCAUGGAAUACAUCUGCAGUGACUGACAUGGCGUAUAUGUUCUCACAUGCCAAGUCGUUUGACCAGCCAAUCGGUUCAUGGAACACAGCAGCAGUGAAGAAGAUGACUCACAUGUUUGAAGCUGCCGUGGCUUUCAACCAACCCCUCGGUUCAUGGAACACAGCGGCAGUGAACAGAAUGGACCACAUGUUUGACGGUGCAAGUGUCUUUGACCAGCCGAUUGGACCAUGGAACACCUCUGCAGUCACCACCAUGCAGGCCAUGUUCUACAAUGCCAAGGCCUUUGACCGCCCUAUCGGUGUAUGGAAUACCUCUUCGCUCAAAACGCAUGACCAGAUGUUUCACGCACUGACGCCACCCUGCAAACCUGGAAGAGGGCCAGGUAGGAACCAACUGAUGUGCGAACGCUGUGGGGUUGGCCAAUAUGCCCCAGCUCAUAGCUUUUGCCAAGGUUGUCCAGAAGGUGCGGUGCCCUCAGAUGACCGGGGCACCUGCGUCGACUGUCCGACAUUCCAUUUCUCCGUGACCAGCAGUGACAAGUGUGUGGCAUGUGACUUGCCCUUGGCUUUGGUGGACAACAACUGCAUAUGGUGGCACUUGCCGUUGGGGGCGGUUUGUGUGACAGCCGUUGCAGUUGCUGCGCGCCUCCUGAUUGUGUGCAUCCGGGUAAGAAAGGCCGCGAAAGUUGCACGCCUUCUAGAGGACGUGUAUGAUGCCUUAUGGGAUGAAGAGCCGACCUCCUUGGCCAGCUACACCAAGAAGUUGCUUGGCCUUGGGUUUCAGGAUGCUUCCCAAAGCAUUUGCGAGAUGCGUGCCCUGCAGAGCCAAAGAGCCGGGGUUGGCAUCGCAUAUCUCCUGUCGCCCGAGUUUGCGCAGCUGGCCCAGGGGCGCAGCAAGAAGGAUGACCCAACUUUCAUCGAUUUAAAGACAGCCUUUUGGCUCUCUGGCGAGCCCAUUGGGGAAGACAUCAUCUGCCCCCGUGACGGCCGGGCCGGAUGCGCGCUUGUGGAUUGGAUGCCACGCGAACAUCGUCGGGAGCAGACGCAUUUCAUGAGCUGGACCUGGAAAUACACUGUACGGCAGGUGCAGGAUGCGCUGCAGACCUUCCGAGACACCCUGGAUGCGCAACCCUGCUAUUUGUUCGUGUGCUUCUUCGUGAACAAUCAGCACAGAAUCAUAGUGGAAGGAACCACGGCUGGCAGUGACAAUCUUGAAGAUGUUUUCGAGAGCAACCUCAAGCGCAUUGGCAAGAUGGUUGCCAUCUUGGAUACCUUUGACAGACCCAUGUACCUCACUCGUAUAUGGACCGUGUACGAGCAGUAUGUGGCCUCCACAAUCCAAAUCGAGGUUCAGUUCAUCAUGCCAAGGGCAGCAGCCAACCAUCUCCAACAGCAGAUCGCCUGUGGCGCAGAUGGCAUCGACCGGGUCAUCGAAGCCCUGAGCAAGGUGAACUCCGAGAAAGCGGAGGCCUGGAAGAUGGAGGAUGAGAUGAAAGUGAAGUCCUUGAUCCAGGACACCGUGGGUUUCCAUGCCGUUGACCUUCACGUGACAAACGUGAUGACGACGUGGAUCGGGAAAGUCGUGGAACAGACGUGCCGCGAGUUGCUCGAGAGGGCACGAGCCAAGGAGGCUGCAAGGAGCAAGGAGCAAGGUGGUGAGGUGGGUUCGGAGGGCUUCGAUGAGCACGUCGUCCGCACCUACUCCCAGGGCGAACGCUUUGGCAUCUCGGAAGAACUAGGUGAGCUUGCCUUCAUCAACCGUACGCCCAGGGCAGCCACCGUUACGGCCACCCAAGUUCAACUCCUCAGCUUGGACCGGGACGACUUCGAGCGCGUCGUGGGCCUCCUGGGGCGAUUUGAAGUAUGGGUGGGUUCCUUGGACAUCAAGCAGAAGGAGAACUACGCGUCGGAUCCGCGCAAGGCCCUGGCAGACUUCUACGGAAUCGGGGGCCCGAAUGGGCCUCGGGGUGUGGACGUCGAGAGCCCGGAGGGCCAAUCUGCGUGGUUUGCCGUCUACAGACCAACGAGCCGAGAUGCGCUGGCCAAGAUGCUGAAUCAGACAGCUGUGGGCAAGGGACUGAAUGUCAAAGGAAAGUUGGGCAUGUUCGUCCUGGAGGAUUCCGAGGUCACGCUUGACUCAGGAGUGGGCAGGGGGCCGGCAUGGCGAGCAGUCGUGAUGGUAGUCAUGCUCAUCCUUCUUCUAAGCCAUGGUGGCGACAGGCAGUCGCUCUUCGUGGGUUCAAGCCGCCUGUGUGGAGCUGCAGCGACGCGCCCCUUUUGCACAACUCUGCGGCUCAGGGUGCUGCAAGGGCUGCGGAAGCGGAGAGGUGGAAGCCCCAAGCCGCGCCUUGGCGGGGGUGGCAGGGGUGCUGCCGAGGAGCCAGCAAGAGCACUGACAAGAAAGCUCUCCGGGACCAAGUCCGCUGGAGCUGUCCUCGUCCUGGUGGGAAAGGAGGUGGACGGCGCGAUCUUCAAUCACUUUCACAUGUCAGUAACGUUCAAUCGGUUGGCCAGGUGUAGCCAGCGGCGGCAACUCAGCAAACGUGACGUGGCUAGCCCCGUUUGGCCAAGACUUAUGACUCGACUGCGUGUCAUGCUCAAGGAUAGCAUGCUCCCUGCACGAGAAAUGACAAAUGUGUUUUGGGCCAUUGGCGAACUUCACAGUGAGCUGUGUGGGAAGGUCAGAGGAUAUGACAAGCAGCUGCUGCAGGAGUUCAUGAGGCACAUAAAGAGGGAGGCGGCUGCCAUUGAUCCACAGGGGCACGCAAACUGCUUGCUCACUCUCGCCAGGGAGGGAAAUGCAAUGCCAGAUGUACGUUCCACCGUGAAGUCCAUGGCUGUGCACAUACCGCACCAGGUAGGUGGCAUGAUUCCUCAGGCCUUGUCAAACUGCUUGUGGGCAGCUGCAAAUUUGCAAGACGCUGCGCCAGAGGUGCUGACAUCUGUGCCGGCCAUUGCAAAGCGCAUACCACACGAGGUAGAUGGCAUGAAGCCCCAAGAGUUGUCAAACAGCUUUUGGGCAGCUGCAAGUUUGCAAGAUGCAGCGCCAGAGGUGCUGGCAGCUGUGUCGGCCAUUGCAGAGCGCAUACCGCUCGUGCUAGAUGGCAUGAUUCCUCAGGCCUUGUCAAACUGUUUAUGGGCAGCUGCAAAGUUGCAAGACGCCGCGCCAGAGGUGCUGACAGCUGUGCCGGCCAUUGCAGAACGCAUACCUUCCAAUGUGCAGGACUUUAACCCUUUGGAUUUGAACCAAAGUCUCUGGGCAGCUUGGAAGCUACAAGAUGCCGCACCAGGGUCACCCGAGGUGCUGACAGCUGUGCCAGCCAUCGCAGAGCGCAUGCUGCGGAAUGAGCGGUGCUGGCAGCUGUGCCGGCCAUUGCAGAACGCAUACCACACAAUGUGUGCCAUGGCACCGGUAGCGUUGCAGAUGUCUUUGUGGGCAGCCUCAGAGCUUGGAGACGACAACUUGGCAGCCCAAUUUCGGAAGGAGCUGAACCAAGAAGCGCUGAGCCGCUCCUUCCGUUUCGUAGCGGCAACAGCUCACCAGGUGCUGGCAUGGGCCAUGGUGGCCAGGAUCUCAAGGUCCGCGAAGCGGAAUCACCUUUCUGGCUUCGUACCCUUCCUCCAGAUCAGUGAGGAGAGGCACAAGACGCGGCUGCACCCACCGCCCGUGAAUUCGCGGGUCAUGAUCUACUACCAGAACAAGGAGGCACAAAAUCUGGCGCUACUGCAGCUUGAGCGAGUGGCAGGUAUCCUCCAGGAGCGCCAAGAAUGCACUCCGUUUCAUCCCAUCCGCAAGGAUGAGUCAUACUCCGGCAUCUUUGGCCUCAAUGUGCCUGAGGAGGUUCUGCGAGAGGCUUACAUCCUCGAGCCAGACAUUACCUUUCAGGCUGGUUGGGAGACGGGACGAGCUUCAGAGCCCGCGUUUAUGGAGAUGAGAAUCUCCACGCUGUUCGCAGCAACUCCCGUCCGAAGGUUGUUCUCUACCAGCGGCUUGUCGUCAGGUAUGCGCCCUGGCUGCAACAUGGCUCUGGUGGAAGCAUGUGGCAGCAAUUGCAUUCAUGUCUUCGACUCGAGCUUUGUUUUGGUAAAGGGUGCUGCGCUUCGUUCCCGGAGUGAUGCCACCAACCCCAUGAAUCCCCAUGGGCUCCUGGUUGCCUACGCGGAGUCCAUGGUGAAGCCGGUGGUUUCGGAGCCCUGGCAGCUCAAAGCGGCUGGAGUUGAGGACUUCGAUACCUUUACUGUUGGCAGCCGCGGCAUGCGGUACGAGCGCAUUGCCGCCGAUCAGUGUGACCUCAUGUCCUGGACCUUGGAUCACACUAAGCGCAUCCUCGAGAAGCCUGCCGGCCUCUCCUGGAACUCGCGCCCCUCGGUGCGUCCUACAGGGCUGCUUCCAGAGAAUCUGGGUUUAGGGUUUAGAGUUUAG
Messenger RNA from Symbiodinium natans, 5199 nucleotides. The record is from the annotation of a GenBank genome assembly. Lineage: Eukaryota; Dinophyceae; Suessiales; Symbiodiniaceae.